CGACGCAGCACAGUUGCCGUUUACCAUCGCCUGUCGUCGCUAUACUGUUGCGCUGUAAAGACUGACAAGCCGCCGAUUGUAAGCAUGGCUAACGUCGGCGCGACUUGCAUGCGACAGUGUAGCUCUUUGGACGUCGUAGCCAAGAAUACUAGGCAUGCCAAUAUUUCACUUGACUCGACUAAAUAUCGGGCCUUAGAAAAGUGGUCUCUCUCUCAAGUAUCCAACCAGCAGGCAUCUAUGGACAUUAGAAAUCCUGCCGUCAACAAUGGGAAUUUCUUCUACCAUGCAAAUUCUGGUGGCCUGGAUCUGGUGCAUCCUUACAGCCCAUUCACAGGAAAUUAUUGCAGUUCCAUCAUCACUCACUGCAGACGAGAUGGAUGCAGCUUCCAGUCUGGCAAGAUCGGAGAAAACAUUUUGGAAGGCCCUCUAAGCAUGGCUCUCGUCACACAAAGGGUAUCUGCAAUCUUCCAAACUGCUCUCAUUAUCUCACAAGCGGAAGCCUUGGUGUUUUUUUGUUUAUGCAUUUAUCUUGUGAGCAGACUACCCUGUCUGUUUUUUUUGUUUUGCAUUUAUCUUGUGAGCAGACUACCCUGUCCGUUUUUUUGUUUUGCAUUUACCUUGUGA
Messenger RNA from Dermacentor silvarum, 624 nucleotides. RefSeq lists its product as uncharacterized. The transcript is spliced from 4 exons. Lineage: Eukaryota; Metazoa; Arthropoda; Arachnida; Ixodida; Ixodidae. The record is from RefSeq and is a predicted model, not a curated record. The coding region runs from base 85 to 624 and encodes 179 amino acids.